AUGGAGAGUUCAACAAGGACUACCACACCAAAGACACAAAGACAAGAUAGAAUCUUGCAACAUCAAAGUCGAUUUUCAUCCAAAAAUUCUACUCCGAUACUCCCUCCCAUUAAAUUAUCAUUUCCACCAGAAAUCGAUAUCAAAGAUUUUGUAUCAAAGUUAUUAUUAUCCCGCAAGAAACGUUUGGGAAGAUUUCCAAAUGCCUUUAUUAUGUACCGUAAUGUGUAUGUGCGGUAUCUAAAGGAUAAAGGUUAUCACCUUCCCAUGACUGACUUGUCGCCUAUGAUUGGUUGGAGUUGGAAACAGGAAUCAGAAGAAGUGAAGAAAUGGUAUACAAGUUUUUCUAUAGAGGUUGAGAAAUUGUAUUUUCAGAUGGAUUGUUUUGAUACAAGCAAAAAGAAGCCUGCGACAUUUGUUCCUUCAACUGUUGCGCCAGUCACAACAGAUGACAAAACUGAUUCCGGAAUUGAGAUACAAACAUUAUUAUUAAAUCAAUCGGCAAAUGCGCUUUACUCACCCAUACAAAUCUUCAAUCAUAAUACGGUGACUGCUUCUGAAUCGAUGCUAGGUGGUGAGUGUUUGGAGGAGGAAUAUCAAUUGAGUUCUCCUACGUACUCUGAAUGGAAUGCAGCAUAUUAUAUAGUUUACACUAAUAAAACCAGUGAUAUGAUGACGACUUGA
Molecule: messenger RNA, 681 nt
Organism: Paraglomus brasilianum
Lineage: Eukaryota; Fungi; Glomeromycota; Glomeromycetes; Paraglomerales; Paraglomeraceae
Source: the annotation of a GenBank genome assembly